Molecule: messenger RNA, 1259 nt
Organism: Sardina pilchardus (European sardine)
Lineage: Eukaryota; Metazoa; Chordata; Actinopteri; Clupeiformes; Clupeidae
Product: supervillin-like
Exons: 6
Source: RefSeq, a predicted model, not a curated record
GAAUCUGCUUGUGUGCGUGUGUAUGAGUGAGAGUGUGUGUUUGUGUGAGUGUGUGUGAGAGAGACAGCCAUGGCUGGUUAAGACUGAAGCGAUUUACUCGCCCCUUGCACUGAAGAAGCUGGAAAGGAGGGGAGGGCGUUUGAAAGUAGGCUCCAAACUUCAGCGUCCAUCGCUCUCCAGAAUCAUACACAGACGUACUAGGCUACUCGCGUAAAGACACCUAGACACGCCAAACAAGCACGAAUUCGACUGGGGGAGUCUUACCUGAACAUCAAGCCUACAUGUGAGAGACCGUCAGAAUUUGUAAAGGACUUGUGGGGGACACUCCAUCUAAACUUGGGACCCCCAGGCUCCAGCAGAGCAGGUCACUCAGCUUUCAGAAGGACCUGUGUAUUGUGGACUCUGCUGACCUCAUCCAGAACAGCAAGGACCUCAAUGUCAAUCUCUUGCCCGUUCUUCCCAAAGUUUCAGAACUGAGGAAGCGUUUUGAGAGCAUCAGCACCAGUGCCAGUGACUGGGAAAUGAACCGGAAAGAGCGGAUAGCGCGGCGUCUGGAGGGGAUCGAUGGCGAACUCCAGCUGUCCAGCUGCACCAGCCUGGUGUCCAACCGGCUCCUUGAAGAAGACACUCCCCGAUACACACGCGCCACCGACGCCUGCGACCCCUGCAUGGUGUCCAUGCAGCGCUCCAUGAAGUCUGACGGUGACCUGUCACUGGACGAUCAGGCCCUUGCGUCGGAGCGCCAGUCUCGCCCGCGCACCCGCACUGACGUCCCCCCCACCGCCGCCCCCAGCCAGGGUCCGAGCCAGGCCCCACUGCCCGGCGACUCCAAGGCCGAGCGCAUCGCCCGCUACAAGGCCGAACGCCGGCGCCAGCUGGCCGAGCGCUACGGCAUCUCCCUGGAUCCCGAGGCCGAGCCCGACUACUCCUCCGCCCGCUACUCCUCCUCCUCCUCCUCCGCCGCCGUCGCCGCCCGCCGACGCCAGUCGGACGCGUCUGACCGCAGCGCCGCCUCCGAGCGGCCGGCGUCCAGGGAGGAGGAGGUCAGAGGUCAGCAGCAGCAGCAGCGGCCGACCCGCUCCUCCAGCCUGCAGACGCACGCGGCCCCGGAGAUGGCCCCGCAGCAGCAGCACACACACGCGUACACACACUCGGCGGAGCGGGGCGAGGCGCUGUCGGAGCGCGAGCGGAGGAUGAACCUGGAGAACCAGCGGCGGGCGCAGGAGAGGGGCAUGAUGGGUGGAGGUGGAGGAGGAGGU